AUGAAAAUCAAUGUAUCAUCGCUACUGUCCAUAGCGCUAGUAAUUAUCAUAUUACUAGUCAACGUGUGCACCGUUAGGUCGGCACCGGAACAGCUACAGGAUCUGGAUUACGACGGGUCGGACGGAUCGCCCGCAGGAUCGUCGGCUGCCGGCCGAUCGUCGUCGCCGUUGCGUAUGCCCUACCGAUACGGUAAACGGGGGGACAUCAUCAACAACAGUAACAACAACAAUAACCCGGAUAACUAUAAUCGGCUAAUCUAUUUGAAGUCUAUGAUCGCUGAUCGGGAGCGCCAACUAAGCCGGGCGUUGGAUGACUUAAUGGACCAAUUAUUAGGCCAAUUGCGAGUCAACUGUACACCAAAAGGCUUAAACAAUGGCUAUAACAAUAGUAAUCACGACAUCACCGCUAGUGGUGGAGGAGGUGGUGGUGGUGGACGACUGCCACACGAAACGGCACCCAAUUUCGGUAGUCCGUACGGUACGGUCGGUGGUGGCCAGGCCUAUGCCGGCAGUCCCGGUCAUCAGUCGAUACUGGAUUCGCAUGCAAACAGUGGCGUUAAUGCGCUUAUCUAUGUCGGUGUAGUACUAUUGCUAUACGUUAUAUUUAUGUCGUUCAUAAUGAUACGCUAUGUUAUGAUGAAAUCCCGGUGCAAAUCAAAUAACAUGGCUAAUACACCCUACUAUUUUGGUGGCGGCACCGGUAGAUAUAUGGGCGGGACAACCACUACAACAACGGCCGGUACAACAUUGGGCGCCCCAUCGGUUAGCGGUUAUCAGGCGGCCGGGGGUAAUGGUGGCGGUGGUUGUGGGGGUGGUAUAGGGGAACCGCCAUCAGUGUGUAUCGAUGAUGGGGGGGACGAAACGCCACCUGAAAUCAGAUUUAUUGAAACUGAAUUGUGA
Molecule: messenger RNA, 900 nt
Organism: Oppia nitens
Lineage: Eukaryota; Metazoa; Arthropoda; Arachnida; Sarcoptiformes; Oppiidae
Exons: 3
Coding region: 1-900 (299 amino acids)
Source: RefSeq, a predicted model, not a curated record